AAUCAAGCUGAUGGGAUUGCUAUUAUGUAUAUAAAGAGGAAAUGUCUCAUCAAACUGAUAUUCAGUGUUGAAGAUUGACGUCUAUAAGAAACUUUCAGGUCAGAUAUCAAGGGAGAUACGACACAGUACAUAGCAAACAUGACCAUUAGCUCCUCGUUGGUUCUGCUGAGCUUGGCGAACGUCGUCAUGGGACAUGGUCGACUAACGGACCCGCCUUCACGGUCCUCUGCAUUUAGAUAUGGUUUCAACACGCCAGUUAAUUACAUGGAUCAUCAGUUGAAUUGUGGUGGAUUUUGGAAUCAAUGGGGACUUAACAAUGGCCGUUGUGGUGUUUGCGGAGAUCCUUAUCAAGGUCCACGCGAAAACGAGGCAGGUGGGAAAUAUGCGACAGGGACUAUUGUGCGUAGUUACAAGGAAGGCCAACAAAUAAGUGUUGAAACAGAAAUAACUGUACCACAUGGUGGUGGAUGGUCGGAAUUUCGAAUUUGUCCCAACAACGAUGUAAACAAACCUGCCACGCAGCAAUGUUUGGACCAGUAUCUGCUAGCGAGCCCUAGUGGAGAAACUCGAUUUGUACACGCGGGUACGACCGGAAAAUUUAGGAUUACCCUGUUGCUUCCACCGGGUCUAACCUGCACUCAGUGUUUUCUGCAAUGGAAAUGGAACACUAAACAGCAUAACAACUGCAACCCCGAGACACAUGAAUGUUGCAUGGGAUGUGGACCGCAGGAACAAUUCUAUGGCUGCGCCGAUAUUUCCAUUGAGAGAUCCACAAUCGGAGAAUCUGUGAGAAACCCGAGAACAACGAAGAUUCCUGUUCGCCCAGUCGUUACCCGUAAUACUCAGCCAAAUGGUUUCAUUCCGAUCGAUAGUCGCAAUGGGUAGAACGGGUUUCUCGUACAUUCUUUGCUUUCGUAGAGACCUAUGAGGACAGUCAAAGGGUGUGAAGAUCCAUAUUUGCAAAUGAUAGAACUUACAAUACUUAAAAUGAAAAACAUGUUGAGAAAUUAUUCAGGACUGAAAAACAUUGCUAUUCUGUCAAAAAUUAUUGUUGUUGUUAUUAUUUACUUUUAUUUUAUCUUGCUAACAAGCGUGAAAGGAUGUCAAUUUAUCAUAUUACAGUAUAGUUGCAAUAUACUUAGUGUUAGAUUAGAGCAAAAAUAGCUAUUAUGAACUAAUAAAUAUCACACAACAAUUAAAUUUGGUUAACGCAAGUCAUUUUGAUAAGUGUUACGCAUUUCUAUCCCUAUGUUGUUUUUGUUUGAAUGUCUGUUUUCUAAUAGAUAUUGCGCAGCCAUUUUGAUGUUCUUAAAGAAUGAAACUGGUCUUACAUAAAAAUGACCAGUUAAGGAAGGUACUAUAAUGCCAAAAUCAACGAUUAUGGCAACUGCAAAAAUAUCAGGAUUUGAAAACGUUUAUCUCUUUUUUAAAUGAUUAUCCGACAAAACUUUAUGUCUGUCAAAGCUAGUUCCGUAUCUUAAUAUGUUACCUUUAACCUUUACCCUGCUAAAUUUCUAUAAUAAACUUUCCCAUCUUUCAAUUUGGACAGUGCCAUUUACUGUUAAAAGGGGUGCUUAUCUAAAUGAGACUGACUGAAUGGCGGACAGCGCAGAUCCUGAUCUGACUGCACGGGACUGCACGGAUGUGCAGGCUGAUCGUGAGCUACACUGGUCGCAAAGGCAGAAUCAAUCGUGUCCAGCAUGAUAAGAGUUAAUUAAUAUACGACUUCGAAGUUAAACAUGUGUUUUAGAACAUUUUGUGAACUUGGUACAAAAAUCUCGCAAGUUCAUGCAUUUCUUCUUUUUGUCAGUUCUUGCUAUUCUUUUUUCUUCUUUUAUAGAGAACAUUUAAUAAAAGAUGUUCAAAGGAAAGAAGUGUUUGUCUUUAGACUUUGGAUGUGUUUGUUUGUUUUGUUAGAUCUUAAGUCACAUAAAUAUGAGUUUUGUAAUACUGUUAUGGGGGAAUAAGGAUCUCAGAGCUCGUUUUCAUUAACAUUAAAAGUCAAAAACUUGAGAUCGGUAAAUAUUAAAUUGGCAAUUCUUUUGUGUAUUACAAGUUUUUAUUAAUUUGAUUUUGCUAUGAUGUUUGUAAAUGCAUAUAGAAGCUUUUGACUUAGAACUUCAUAUAUUUUUCUACUAACAAAACCUACCCACCUACCCAAGGAGAAACAAUCCCCACAACUCUGAUUUCAGUGUUGACAGAGUUAUGCCCCCUUUUUUAACUUAGUUUUUUCUUUACUUCUUACAUAAGGUCCAAGAUCUCUGUUGCUAUCAAAGCCAUUGAAUUGAUAAUUAAAUACUUGUUUACUAUUAAAGGUUACACCAUAUAAAACAACUCCCAUAGUUCUGAUUAGAAAUUUGAGAGAUUUAUGCCCCUUUUACUGGCAAAGCUCUUAUUCAGAGGCAAGCACCGUGAAAAGUCGAGUCUUGUUAUUCAUGAAUCUUAACUGUAAAUUAUUUGAAUAUUUUAUAUGACAUGUACAGAAAUUAUAUUACAUUUUCAGUCUCUUAUAAUUCUUUAAUAGAAUGGUCUUGCAAUAGUUUGUUGUAAUUGUACA
Mercenaria mercenaria is the source of this 2557-nucleotide messenger RNA. RefSeq lists its product as uncharacterized. The record is from RefSeq and is a predicted model, not a curated record. Lineage: Eukaryota; Metazoa; Mollusca; Bivalvia; Venerida; Veneridae. The transcript has 5 exons. Bases 139 to 885 code for a protein of 248 amino acids.